AUGGUAAAUUCACAAUCUUUGGGUUCGACAUCACAGAAUGCAUCUAGUGGUGGGUCUAAACCACUAAGAACCUCGAUACUGUCAUUUACGAAUCAUUUGAGUAAACUGGCACCAGGAAAACUUUUGAAUUCUUUGAUGCAUGAUAUGGAAGAUCAAGAAGUUGAGAUAGAACAUUUCAAAUAUAAGCAAGAAUUGGAGAGAAAAUUAUCUGUUACAUCGGUUAUUGGUUUGGGUUUCGGAAUAGUAGGGGUGGUGUUUGGUUUAUCCUCUACGAUAUGGAUUUCACUUAUUGAUGGGGCCAACGUUACAAUUCUAUAUGGCUGGGUAAUCACGGCAUUUUUCUCUACUUGCGUUGUUCUAAGUCUAAGUGAAAUCGUCUCAAAGUACCCUACAUCUGGAGGUGUUUAUCAUUUUAGUGCUCUUUUAAGCAAUGAGAAAUAUUCGUCUGUCUGUUCUUGGUUUACUGGAUGGUUUCUCAUUAUCGGGAACUGGACUUAUGCUGUUAGCAUAAUGUUCGCCGGAUCUCAAUUUAUAUUGUCUAUCUUUGGUUUAAAAGACGCUUAUUAUAAAGAAGAUGCGUUCCUCGUGUUAGCUGUUUAUUUUACUUUAUUGACCUUCUGUGGUUUUGUCAAUUUCAAAUUCGCCAAAUUUUUAGAAAAGAUUAAUAAAGUUUGUAUUAUUUGGUCCAUUUCAACAGUUUUGACUAUUGAUUUUCUUUUAAUUUUUUUUGCAAAGAAAACCAAUUCAAUAGAAGAGAUAUUAACGAGAUUUGAUAAUACUCGUUCUGGAUGGCCAGAUCCCUUGGCGUUUAUGGUGGGACUACAAAGCCCAUCAUUUACUUUAUCUGGAUAUGGUAUGAUCUAUUCCAUGACGGAUGAAGUAAAGAAUCCAGAAAGAAACAUGCCUAAGGGUACGAUUAGCGCUAUUUUAUUGGCGGGGUUAACUGGAAUUAUCUUUAUUAUUCCUAUAUUAACCAUAUUACCAGAGCUUACAUUAUUGUUAGACGAAACUCCAGAAAUUAUGCCAAUUGACUUAAUAUUCAAAUUUGCUACUGAGUCAUAUUUGAUAUCAUUUUUAUUGGUGCUUCUUUUAGUAGGAACUGUUUUCUUCCAGGCAAUUGCUGCAUUAACCACGGCCUCCAGAACAACGUAUGCAUUUGCUCGUGAUGGAGGGUUGCCGUUCAAGAACUAUUGGGUGGAGGUUAACUCUAUUGAAGAAUCCAUCAUUCCAAAAAACGCACUAUUUUUGUCGAUGAGUGUCUGUGGGGCAUUAUCAUUGUUGUCCUUGUUCUCUUCAUCCGCAUUCAAUGCAUUUAUGGGGUCAUCGGUUAUUUCCCUUGCAUUGGCGAAUGGGAUACCUAUUCUUUGCUUGAUGCUAAACAAAAGAAAGAAAAUCCAUGGCGCUGCGUUCCGCUUAAAAGGGUUUGGAUGGUUAGUCAAUGGCUUAUCCAUUUUUUGGGUAGUUCUACUGUUCAUAAUCCUAUGCUUGCCGCCGGUCAUUAAGGAUCUUACGUGGUUUACCAUGAACUACGCCAUAGUUGUAAUUCUUGGUUUUGCAGGGUUUGCCACGUUAGGAUAUAGGAUAUGGGGGGUUGGAAGCUUCGAGGGUCCUCAAAUUGACCACGACUAUUUUGAACUCCAGGACUUGGUUCGUAAGAAUUUUUCGGUGGAUGAUUCGUAUGUUCAGGGCAUCGACGAUCAAGACGAUGAUGGCAAUGCGAUCACAGGGCCUUCCGACAUACAAACAGAUCUCAACAAGCCAAGCGAAGGCCCUUAG
This is a messenger RNA of Debaryomyces tyrocola, 1776 nucleotides long. Lineage: Eukaryota; Fungi; Ascomycota; Pichiomycetes; Serinales; Debaryomycetaceae. The record is from the annotation of a GenBank genome assembly.